AUGUCUUCUCCUGGUAAUGUUUUUCUUAAAACUGCCAAUGAUAAUGAUCAGGAUGUAGAUGUCCCUCCUAGUUUGAUACUGCACAACAUCAUCAACUGUUUCUCGAUGAAUGGCAAGGAGUACGAGAUACCCGUCAUUCAAUUCAUCCUCGAGGAAAAUAGGAACGAGCCCGAAGUGUUGGACGCAUUCGUUGAAGAUUUAUUCAACAAGUCGCUUGCUGACAAGUCGUUUUCAAGCGUGGCUGUUGACCUCAUUGUCUGGCUCAUCAAGAAUGUUCAGGAUGGCGAACGAUACAGGAAUGAUUUUCUGACUAGACUUAGGAAAGUUUAUUUAGAAAAGAACUUUAAGCAGUUGAACGUCUGGCUUGGUUGUGUCUCCAUGUUAACACACAGUACCUGCAAAAUACUUCUUCCCGUGCCUGGUGGUGUCUGCUUCAUUAAGGCUCUUGUCGACAACUGCUUCGAAGCCAUGCUCACCUGUUUCAGAGAGGAGGCCAGUGACGAAGAAGUCGAGUGCGCUGUCUCCCUGUUAACAGCCAGUUUUGAGGUCUUCAAGAAAGAGAAAGAGCCGCAGGACCUCCAGAAGUUAUUAGAUCAGAUUCAAAGGUCCAGGACUAACACAAGUCGAUCGGCCAUCAUUGACAAGUUCAUUCAGAGAUGCAAUCUACAAUAA
Helobdella robusta is the source of this 672-nucleotide messenger RNA. RefSeq lists its product as hypothetical. The transcript has 5 exons. Lineage: Eukaryota; Metazoa; Annelida; Clitellata; Rhynchobdellida; Glossiphoniidae. Gene Ontology annotation, molecular function: translation activator activity. The record is from RefSeq and is a predicted model, not a curated record. Gene Ontology annotation, cellular component: cytosol. The coding region runs from base 1 to 672 and encodes 223 amino acids. Gene Ontology annotation, biological process: regulation of translational initiation.